AUGCAGCUCCUCGUGCUCAAGAUGACCACAGAUACCAUGGCCGCUUUGCAACGCGCCGACGAGCCGCCGGCGGACGACCAAGACGAACUGCAGAAGCGCGAACAGGCUGCCGAAUUGGAUAUUGGUCAGCUGGAGGCGAAGCUGCUCGAGAUCAACCAACUUCUCGCCAGCGACGACCUCAGCCCCGAGCAACGCAAGGAGCUCGAGAAGACCAAGGCCGACACCGAGAACUACCUGGACAAGUUGCGCCGAUUGAAGGAUGCGCUGCUCGACAAACUGGCCAAUCUCACCAAGUACGGCCAGGAGAAGCAGAAGCUCAACUCGGCUGCCGAGCCUGUUGAAGUGGCACUGAAUACCAUCUUUGACAAGUAUGCCAACCAGGCCCCUCAGCCAUUCCUCGUCGGAAAGGACGACUUGAGCCGCGCCGACGAGGUGAAGGCACAGCUGGCUGAUUUGGCACGAGCUGUGGUUGCCACCAAGGAAUGGCUGCACGACAAUCUGCCAUCUCGCGAAGCCGAUCUUGACGCCCAGCUGGAUGAUCUCAAGUGGAAACAAGAGAACCUGAACAGCCUCAUCGACGAAUUGGCCACGGAAGUGCAAGCUGGCGAUGCCAUUCGAGCUAACUAUGAUCAACUGCUGCCCCUUGUCGCCGAUAUUGAGAACCGGGCGAUGGCAGCCCGUCAGACAGGAGAUCUGUCUGAUCCGGCUGCGCUGAAUGCUCUGAAGAGCGAACUCGAGCCACUCAUCGCUCGCGUUGCCGAAUUGAAGAGGAUGCAAGCCGAGAAGCCACCUCGCCUCACCGGACAACCAGAAAGUGUUGAUGCCGAUAGGCUGACUGAUCGACUCCGCAACGUUGACAAUCUGCUCAACGAUGAGGAGAAGAACGUGCAGGCGAAGCUUGAGCUUCUGGCUCUUGCAAACGAUGUGGUCGCUCAAGCUCAGGCCAUCGAUCAAGUGCUUGCCCGUGCUCACGAAGUCGAAGGAAACCCGAAUGCUUCUGUUGAUGAGCUCCGCAAGGCAGCCGACCAACUCGAACAAGGCCGCCCUCUGCUGGAUGCCCUCAACAACGACUACGAGAAGAUCAAGGCACUCGGAGAGGCGGAAACGCCUGAAGGCCAGAAGCUGGCCGUUGCCACCCUCGAGCGUUUCGAAAAGGCCACCGAAGCCAUCAACACGGCCAACAUCGCGCUCCAAGACCGUGCCGAUGCCCUCGAGGAUUUGCACAAGAAGGCUGAUGGAGCCGGAAGUCGUCUGGCCGAACUCGUUGACGAAGCUAACCGCCUCGUACGCGACCCAGAAGCCCUUCCAAGCAGCUACGAACCGACGGCCGGCGAAAUGCGUGAACAACUUUCCAUUGCUCGUAAGCUGCUCGCCAGCGCCCGAGACCAAGAUGAGCAUACCGCCUCGCUGGCAACAACCAUCGAUGCGGUCGAAGCUCUUCUCCCAGUACUCGACGACCGAACCACUUACUGGAAUGAAUUUGUGGCUGCUCUCGACAAUGCCGAUCAGCUUCUCGAGAACAUUGGAGCCCAGCUUGAUGCCCUCCAAGCCAAGCAGCCCGAACAUCUCGCUGCCGCCAAGGCCGAUCUGGAAGAAGCAAAACGUUUGAAGGGUCAAGACGUGGAACGGCUAAAGGAAGCCGCCCGAGAACUGCACCGACUAUCCGAGCUGCUCGACCCACUCGAGAGUGCGUACGCCGAUGCGCGAUUCUUGGAUGCUGACAUCGAUCAGAAGGUCGCCCACAUCGACAACUACAUGGCCGAUCUAGCCGAGAUCGAGGAUGAACUGGUGGGCGUCGAUUCCGCCAAGAAAUUGGCCGAAGAACUGCACCGUCUCCUUGCUGAUAUCCCGCAAAUCAACGAUGUCGACAGCUGGACCGCCAUUGCCGAACAUGAAAUUCCGGCACUGAAGGCUCAGCUUGACUUGCUGAAGGACAAGAUGGCCAAAGCUAACGACACACGCCACCGUGUCCUCGCCGAGUCCCCCGUUUAUCCCCUCGAGGAGAAGUUGAAUGCCGUCGAAGCGGCCCUCGAUAAGGCCAAGCAGAAUGCCAACGAGGCUGACAACGAGCGAUUGCUGCUGGUUCUCAACCUGCAGCUGGAGCAAGUCGAACAGCUCCCACUCGACAAUGUGUCUGUUGAACAACUGGACGCUAUCGAGAAGCAGCUCGAGUCUCUGAAGCCUGCUGGAGCCGACCAAGUGCCGCCACAAGUCCAGGCACAGCUCGACAAGAUUGCAGAGCUGAAGGCCCGAAAGGACAAGCACGACGCCGAUGUGGCUCAACUUGGAGCCGCUCUUGACGACAUUCGCAAGAAUCUCAACGAAGCCGACAAGCUCGCCCAUCCCACGAAGAAGGGCAAGAAGGGCAAGGAACAAGCCGUCGCACCAACCACCGAUGCGCUCAAGGAAGUGGUGGCCAAGCUGGAGAACGAGGUGCUACCAGCCCUCGCACAAGUCAACAAUCAAGCUGCCUCCACCCCUGGAGUCGAGCCCCAGCUUCAGGCUGCCAACGAGCUUCAAGCCAAGGCUCAAGAGCUGCUGGCUGAUGCCCAGAAACGGCUGGACGACCAGAUGGCCGCCGAUGAGAAGGCAGCUCGAGUCGAAGCCAAGCUCCUCGAGAUCAUGGUGACCCCAGAUGGAAUCGGCGCUUCGAAAAGUACCGCCGAGCCACCGCACUUCCAUCAAGGCAAAUUGCACAAUAUAAUAUGCAGUAAAACGCUCAUUUCAGGGGACUCGAACGAGGAUUUCAAGCAGAACCUGAAGCGUUUGGAGCAUGCCAAAUGCUUCAAUCCGAAGCGGGGCAGCAUUUCCGAUUUGGCAAUAGCAAAUGUGUUGCUUCGAGGCCCGGCUGGUGCCUGGAACAGCCCGGCGUCCAACGAAAAAACUUUGAAAAGUGAAGCCGAGGGAGCAGAAUUAGGAAAUCGGAUCAGUUUGACGAGAAAAUGCGAGGAGUGCGGAUUCCAUAUGACAUUCGACAGUUCUUCUGCUGCUAUGAUUGCGGAACGG
Messenger RNA from Mesorhabditis spiculigera, 3006 nucleotides. The record is from the annotation of a GenBank genome assembly. Lineage: Eukaryota; Metazoa; Nematoda; Chromadorea; Rhabditida; Rhabditidae.